AAAAUGUUGGCAUCAAAUGGACACCAAUUAUUGCUAACAAGAUCUGCCAAAUCGUUAUCAAACAAAUUAUUAAUAAUAAUCUGUUUGAAUAUAAUUAUACCAUCGAUGGUCAUCAGCUCAGCAUUAGAUGACAAACAAAUUAARCCAAUUUUUAGCCAACAAAUAGACAGUUGCGAAAAAAAUACAAAAGGAUCUACACUUAUGAGGUUUACCUCACAAUUAGUUAUACAAAUUGAAGAUGCCAUUUCCGGCGACAAAGACCUAUACGAUUUGGUCGCCGACGGCGGCGACGGCGGCAGCGAAAUAAAGUCAGUUAAGCUGAAAAAACCGGUCGAAAACGAAACCUUUGAUUUUCGGCUAAUCUUCGGCGAUACCACCGCCGCCGCCGACCAAUUGGUUGUCGGCAUCAGUGGCCACUUUGUACGCAACUGUGACGACUCGUAUUCGUCGUCGUGUACGGUAAUCAUUGCCUUCCUGUCCAGUCUAUGCCUAAUCCUGUUUACGGCACUGGCGCUGGCGUUGAUUAUAUUGCGCCGAAAAAAACCGAUAACCUUCAAGUUUGGCCAACGAGGAGACGGCGGUGGCCARCGAGAGUCCAUCCAAUACAACGAUGGCGUCGGCAAACAGUUUAGUAAUUACGAAAACUAUAACGAAAAUCACGUCAACAAAGAGCCGUCCGGCGGUGAUGUGACCGCCAAUAAUGGCCACAAUUUUAUAAUAAACUCUGUACACAAUAGUCCACUKCCGCCGUCGUCKCAGCCGAGAAAGUCRUCGCUAAAGCCGUCGACCAAACGUAACAGUAUUAGCGACCCGUCGUCGGUAAUGAUGGCCAACAACAACAACAAUACUAACACAAUAAUCGCCAAUAACCUCAACCUAAAUAACAACAACUACGACAACGUUGGCUUUACGGGCGGCGAUCUGGAGGUUGUUCCCGAAAUCAACGAAGAUAUCAGAUCGUUGGCUGGUGUUGGCCUCGGCGACGGCGGCGGUGGCGGUGGCGUCGACGACAGCGACUGUGGUGCCGACGACGAUGAUAAGCCACCGACGAUGGCACCGCCGAAGCUGCCAGAGGUCCGCCGCAAGUCUAUCGUAACGUUUUGCGAAACUACGCAAAUCAAUUAUGGAUGAUAUAACCCAUACACACCACUCCCGGAGUAGAGGGGGGGAGGUAGGGAGGGGUUGUUAGAUGAUGAUGAUGAUGAUGGUUGUCCUCCUCCUCCACCAUCAAUAGUCUUGAGUUAAUUAAUAAAUUGUGAUCAAUUAGUGUGUGUGUGU
Molecule: messenger RNA, 1278 nt
Organism: Oppia nitens
Lineage: Eukaryota; Metazoa; Arthropoda; Arachnida; Sarcoptiformes; Oppiidae
Exons: 3
Coding region: 4-1131 (375 amino acids)
Source: RefSeq, a predicted model, not a curated record